Molecule: messenger RNA, 348 nt
Organism: Prorocentrum cordatum
Lineage: Eukaryota; Dinophyceae; Prorocentrales; Prorocentraceae
Source: the annotation of a GenBank genome assembly
AUGGGGCCGUCGGGCGGCCGCCUUAGGGUGUUCUUUGGCCACUUUGGGAUGGUGCACGCGAUAGACUCGAUGUGCAACUCGCGCCGACGCCAUCUCCGCAGCAACUACGCAGCGGAGACGUUAGUUGCCAUCAACAUGGAAGACACCUAUAUACGCAACCUUUACCACCGCACAGGAGUUGAAGCACAGAUCAGUCAUCACGACCGAGCCAACGAGAGCCACAGUCAGCGUAAUAUUGUGGAUAGUGGGAUUUCAACGAGCAUGUUCAAUGUUCAUGCAUCGGGGGGGCGUUACGACACGUGCGGCAGAGCGUGCAAGCAACGUGCCCCGUUUGAGAGUGAGGAGUGA